Molecule: messenger RNA, 1515 nt
Organism: Durusdinium trenchii
Lineage: Eukaryota; Dinophyceae; Suessiales; Symbiodiniaceae
Source: the annotation of a GenBank genome assembly
AUGUUCUUGGUGAUUUUGGACUCCAUCAUCCUUCCCUUUCAGCUGUCCUUCAAACAUGGAACUCCGGACGAUGCCUUCGAUGAGUUCUGGUUUUGGCUCACGACCAUCAUUUUCUUCACGGACGUCUUUCUCUCCUUCAACACGGCCGUGGCCAACCCAUCGGAGCCAGGGACAUGGAUCAUGAGCCGUUCGAAGAUUGCGUGGAUGUAUUUGCGCGGAUGGUUCUCCAUCGACUUCUUCAGCACCAUCCCCUACGGCCACCUCGCCGCCGCCUUCGGCAACGGCGAGUCCGCUGGAGCCGUCGGAUUGCUGAGAAUGCUCAAGUUCUUGCGCAUCAUGCGGUUAAUGAGGAUGCUGAGGAUGUCAAAGCUGCGAGCAGUCUGGGAGCGAGUUGAAGUACGAAUCGGCUCCAUUGCCAUCAUCCAGACCAUCAUGUUGAUGAAGGUGCUCCUUUUUGUGGUCGCCAUGUGCCAUUGGAGCGCUUGUCUCUUUUGGGUGAUUGGCUGCCAGGAAAGCCUUUUGACCGACUUGCUCCCACCCGAAAGUGCUGCGCAAUUCUCUCAGCUGCAGCACUGGACGACUCUGCCACGCCGCGAUUCGCCCUACGUAGGCGAUGCAUGGACCUUUGCCGAGAAACCCAUGGAAGAGCAGUACAUUUUCUGCUUCUACUGGACCUUGGGAGUCAUGAGGACCAUGCCAGCAGAGGUCACGCCAGUGAAUUUUCCCGAGCGGAUCUUCGUGCUGCUGUUCAUGUUCUUCGCACUCUCGGCCUUCGCCGUGUCGGUGGCCUCUUUGACCCAGGCUUACUUCAAGAUCUUUGAGCGGGGUCGCACCUUCAACGAUGAAUACUUUUAUGUGCGCAUGUACCUGAACCGCUUUGGAGCGCAAAAGCCCUUGGAGGCGCGGGUGAAGCAGUUCUUGGGCCACCUGUUCGAGCGACGGCGGAUCAUGGCCAAGGAGACCAACUUAAUGGACAAGCUGCCGGAGGUCUUGAAACACGAUGUGCAGAACAUGCUAGUGUGGCAUCACCUCCAGAAGUUGCAGCUCGUGAGCGAUCUCGGCAAGGGCGCCAUACAGGAGAUUUGUGCCGCGUCCACGAUUGCGGACCACAUGCCGGGGGUGCUUCUGUGCACCAGAGGUGAAGUCGCGGAGUCCACGUGGCUUCUGUGUUCCGGGCGGCUUCAAGUCUAUGACGUCCCUGGGCGAAGACGACCUGCGGGCGGCAAGCACCGAGUGACCGUCAUUGACUAUGAGACCCUAGCCACACCGGAGCCUUACCACUCCACACUCACUGUGUCCACCGCGACGGUCUGCGAGCUGCUACAGAUCAGUAAGGCCAUUUUCUUGAAAUUCGCUGGGCACAACCAGGCUGAAACUACAAGGCAAUGGCGGAAGAAGCAGGAGCAGUCCAACAAGGGUGUCAUCAAGGUGCAAUUCUCGGGCCUGGAGAACACGGAGGAGCAAAACACCAUUUGCGCCUCCGCGACGACGGCGGUGCUGAUGUCCGGGCACUGA